AUAUGUUUUCUUAUAUCCAAUUAACUGACAACAAUUAAUAUUGAAUGUCAACAAAGUUGGUGACUUUUAUUUUCCAAACUUUCAUCAGCUUUGAUUAGUUAAUCAUUUUAAACUAAUUCAGUUAAUAAUAAACUGUUGGUGAAGGUUAAUGAAGUUAAUUGUCAAUUUUUAACAAUUUAAAUUGACAAGUAUAUAAUAAAUUGUUUCUUAUUUAUUGUCAAUCAAGAGUAAAUUCAAUUCCGAGACCAAUGAAGUUAAUUUUACUGUUUAUAUGUUUCGCGUUUAUGGUAACGAUUAGCAAUUUAACAGUUAAUUGUUCUAGUUUAGCAAAUCAUUCAGCGAAUCAUGAUGAAAUUAAAAUCAGACACAAUCCUGAUGAUCGAUAUCGAUUUAUGGCCUUAAUUUAUUCGGGAAAUUGUUACCAUGUUUGUAGUGGUAUCUUUUUAUCCUCCAACUUGGUACUGACCACUGCUGAUUGUGUCCAAAGUCCAAUAGGGGAUAUACGAGUUUACGAAAAUCGCGUAAAUUAUUUUCCCGAUUGUACAUUUGACGUUGACCUGAACCCGGUGGAGGAAAAGUUUUUCGCGAUCAAAGAGGGAACGGGAGUGAUGCAGAAGCCUAAAAAUCCGGCCUACAGGCCAGUUCUAUUGAAACUAAGCCCUUUCAACUACCGAAGUAGUUUCCUUCCUGUAAUCAACAGUGAAGUCGAAAGUGAAUUAAAUUCUGAAAGCAAUUUAGAAGUCAUCUAUCCGGGAUAUGAAAAGAGGGCCUCACUUACGAGGCCCGACAGUCCUCACGAUUGCCCUGAAGAUCAUGACCUUAUCUGCGGAAAACUGAACAUGUUAGAUAGUCAUCUUAAUGCUGAAAAGUCAUACCAACCAGUACCAGCCCACUGUCUCGAUAUUCGUAGUGUACCGCUCAUGUUUAUGUCGAGAAAAGUCAAAAACGGUCAAACCUUUCUGGUUGGAUUGUCCGUUGAUUCCCCGUGUAAACUCAACAAGAUUUCUCGAUUUAUUGACCUAAGUCCGUACAAAUCUUGGAUCAACGAGCAGGUCACAUUGUUGGCUUCAAAGGAAAUCGAUGAGCUGAGUACACAAUCACUGAAUCUUGAAGACGAAAAUGGCCUGACAAUUCCCACUGUUAGUGCACAAUCAAGAUCGAUUGACAGACAAACACCACACUUACCUUAUGGUCUUCAUCCAACUAAACCAAGUACAUUUGGACAUUCAACUGAUUCCAUUGCUAACAAUAUCAAUCGUCAGCCAAAUCUUUACAUAGAUGAAGGUUCGAAGAUGAAAUUUAUCCCUAAUUGUACCACCUCGUUUAAUAGAGAUAAUGGUCGCAUUGGUGAUGGUAAUUGUCUCUGUCAUGUUCAAUCAAAAGAGAUCAAUAUCUCCCUCGAUCCUGAAACUGUCAACAUACUUAAAAAACAGUCUUCUCACCUUCGUGAAACUUUACGCCAAAAAAAUAUCAACAUCGAUAUAAAUAAUAAUAACAAUAACGGCGGAGGAAAUAUCAAUCAAAAUAAAGGAAAAAAAAACCCCAAUAAUCCCCGAGGCUCCUUGGAGAUCAAUGAAUCCCACCAGUCCCAUGAAUCUAAUGAAUCUCGUAUUCCUCAUGGUCCUCAUGAACCGUUUGGCCAUUCUACCGGAAAGGAGCAUAUCAAUAUCGACAUCGACAACAAUAAUAAUAACGAUAACGAUAACGGUCCAAAGGAAGGAAUCAAAAUCGAGAAUAUAAUAAACAAUUCAAAUACAAACACGAAUCAAAAUUUUCGAGCUUAAAAUUCAAUCGACCAAUCGGUUAAUUGUGAUUCUUAAUUGUUAAACAAUUCCAAUGUUGUGUUAACUAAUGUUCAAAUUAAAAUGACUUCCGUUCCUUUGAUAA
Messenger RNA from Panonychus citri (citrus red mite), 1887 nucleotides. RefSeq lists its product as uncharacterized. Lineage: Eukaryota; Metazoa; Arthropoda; Arachnida; Trombidiformes; Tetranychidae. Bases 249 to 1784 code for a protein of 511 amino acids. The transcript has 2 exons. The record is from RefSeq and is a predicted model, not a curated record.